This is a messenger RNA of Drosophila guanche, 1696 nucleotides long. Its product is annotated as zinc finger protein 675-like. Bases 77 to 1696 code for a protein of 539 amino acids. Gene Ontology annotation, molecular function: RNA polymerase II transcription regulatory region sequence-specific DNA binding; DNA-binding transcription factor activity, RNA polymerase II-specific. The record is from RefSeq and is a predicted model, not a curated record. Gene Ontology annotation, cellular component: nucleus. The transcript is spliced from 2 exons. Gene Ontology annotation, biological process: regulation of transcription by RNA polymerase II. NCBI's taxonomy places the organism in Eukaryota, Metazoa, Arthropoda, Insecta, Diptera, Drosophilidae.
UCUGAGUACAACGGCAACCCUGCACACCGGCUGCAAAUUGUAAACAAAUAAAUUCGCCCAAACAACUUGGAUAAGCAUGCCGCCGUAUCAGCGCUGCGGGGAGAUAGUCUGCCUGUGGAAGCGGCAGACAAAGGCAUUCGCCUUCCAGUGCAUCUACUGCCGGGAUGAGGAGCAAAGCAGGACACUCAAAGACUUUAAGUCGCAUCUGGAAUCGAAACACGCGGCUCUGUUUGAAGAUCAGGAGGCUGCGCAGACAGCCAGCACGGAGCCGGCCGUCGAGCAAGCUUUGGCCACUGACACAAAUGAUGCGCCUGUGGAGUGCUUUGAGCCAGAGACAAUGUUGGACUGGCCCAGCCAGAGCAGCAUCUCCCAGGAGUCCUCCCAGGAAGCGGCAGAUUUGCAGCCAACCGGCACAGACACCUCGCACUUCUGGCUGCAGGAGCACCCCAUCAUGCUGGCAUUCAUCGGGCAGGUGGAGGAGCAGCGUCUGCUCUGGGACUUGGGUAUGCUGGCCUACCGCAACUACAAGCGUCGAAGCGAAGCCUGCGCCACUAUCGCUGAGCGGCUGAACGCGCAGUUUGAUCUACAGCUAACGGGCGAAGAGGUGGCCGGUCACACGAAGCGGCUGCAGGAUGUCUAUCGGCGGGAGAGGCAGCGUCUGGAAAGGGAUUCGCCCACGGCCCCACACUGGUACUACGCAAAGUUGGGCUUCCUGGCGAAGAGUUUGCGGCGCAAGCGGCAUCCCAAGAUGUCCAUGUCCGUGCCGGUGCCCCAUCUGAGCCAUCAGCAGUGCCUGAAACUCAUUGAGAUCUAUCGGCAGUGCAGCGGCAACUGGGACAUGCAGGAUUUGUCCUGCCGCCUGCGUCACGUACGAGACGCGGCCAAGGAGAAGCUGCUGGCGCUGUGUCGCACCGAGCUGCAGAUACCCCUGCUGGAGCCCUCGCUGCUGCAGCGUUACACCCGAAAUCUGCGCACCGCCUACCAGCAGGAGAAGUUGCGACGCAUCCAGUGCGAGCGUCAGGGCGCUGCCGGUGUGGUAUUCACGCCCCGUUGCCGCUACUACGAGCAGCUGCGUUUCCUCGAGCCACAUGUGGCUCCCUUUCAGUGUGAUCUGUGCGAGCAGCUGCUGAACAGUGUGGACGGCUACAAGGUGCAUCGGGCCGAGCACGACGGCAGCCAGCCGUUCGUGUGCCCCAUCUGCGACAGGGGCUUCUCGCGCAGCGGCAACUGCACGAUCCACCUGCGACGGCAUACGCACGACUAUCAGCUGGGCUGCGAGGAGUGUGGCAAGCGAUUCGCCACCACCUCGGACCUGCAGGUCCACCAACGCUCGCACACCGGCGAGAGACCCUUCUGCUGUGACACCUGCGGCAAGCGCUUCAGCACGAAGUCCUUCUUCGAGCGCCAUCGCCGGCGGCACGAGCAGCGGCCCCGCGGCAAGUGUCACAUCUGCGGCAAGAGCUUCUUCGAGCAGUCCGUGCUGAAUGACCACAUCAAGGGGCAUCUGAAUGUGCGCGACAAGGAGUGCGACAUCUGCCACAAGACCUUCACCAGCUGCAAGUAUCUGCGCCAGCACAAGGAGAUCCAUAAUCCCCAAAAGCGUUACAGCUGCAAAAUAUGUGCCAAGAGCUUUGCCCAAUACGCCGGACUUAGUGGCCACAUGAAGUCACAUGGCCGUGCAGCAAAACUAUGCUAG